CUUGGUUUUUUUUUACCUGUGCGCAAAAUACGCAAACCAAAGCGUUGCCAUUUUCUGCGCGGCGCUGAAAGGGUGAAUUGUGAACCCGGAAAAGGCGAAGUCUGCACAGCAACAAGCGCCAUGAUUGCGUUGCACUGUGCGUCUCAGCAGCUGGAUGACAACAUGGAGCAGCUCGAAGACGAACUCACAUGCCCUAUCUGCUGUGGUCUCUUCGAGGACCCGAGGGUGCUGCUGUGCUCGCACAGCUUCUGCAAGAAAUGCCUGGAGGGACUCCUGGAGGGAAACAGAGGACCAGCCUUCAGGGCACCUUUCAAAUGCCCCACAUGCCGCAAAGAGUCGCCUCACAACGGCGCAAACAGCCUGCAGAUCAACUACUCUCUGCGCGGGAUCGUGGAGAAAUACAGCAAGAUACGGUUCAUGCCUAAGAUGUCUGUUUGUAAACAACACUGCGGACAGCCUCUCAAUAUUUUCUGCGCCACGGACUUGAAGCUCAUUUGCGGGUUCUGCGCCACGACGGAUGACCACAGAGGGCACAAGUUCUGCUCCUUGGAGGAGGCGUUUGAGCGGGAGAAGGAGGCAUUUGAAGAGCUGCUCCGCGGAGUGGAGAGUUGGCAGAGCGCAGACAUCGUGUCCUGCCUGGAGACACUGCAAGCCAGUAAGAAAAACGCGCUCCAGUCGGUGACCAAGGACGCGGAGAAGGUAACAGACUACUUCGACAAGCUCAUCGGCGCCCUCGAAUGUAAAAAGAACGAGAUCCUCUCCGAUUUCGAAACGCUGAAGCUGGUGGUGUUGCAGGCGUACGACCCGGAGAUCACCAAGCUGAGCGCGGCGAUGGAGGAGCACAGCCGGGCGCUCGGCAUCGCGGAGUCGUUCAGGAGCGUCUCGGACCCCCUGUGCUUUCUGCAGCAGAUGCAGGAGUUCCGGGAGAAGCUGGGGGUCCUUAGGGAGACGCCUCUGCCCUCUCGGAAAGACACGGACGUCGGUCCACUCGUGCGUAAUUUCGAUGUUAAAAAGUGGGACUCGCUGAGGCUCAGAGAAGUCGACAAGAUCUCGGUCCCCCACGAGAAUGGCUCUUAUCGAAUCGGGGGCUCGCGGAUGUCAACAGCCAGAUGGAUCAUCCUAUUUGUCAGUGUAGUCCUGUCAACAUCGCUGCUGCUGCUGCUGCUGCUGCACAUCCCCGCAUCCUCCUCAGUGUCUUUGCAGAUAGAACCAUUCCUCGCUGCAGCCUCCUCGCACGUCGCCUUUACUGGCGUGUACCUGCGGGAUAUGGCUGACAUGUACGUACGAUUAAUGGGUGCAGGUCAGGAAUGUAUCAUGAACUUUAUCGACGACACUGUCACUUUUAUUGGCAGCUGUACGUUGUUUUAAUCACAAGCCUGCUGUGGCAUCUCUCCUCUAUGCACUCACAGCCAGAUUACAUAACUGAUCCGUGUGAUGCCUUUAAGUAAUAACAGUCUUCUUUUUCUUCAUUUUUUUAACUAUGUUUUUUUGUUGUUUUUUUUAAAUUUUCCACAAAAUGUUCAACCUCAUUGAGUCAUAGAAUACUUUUUUUUUCCACAGAUGUUUUAGCCACUUUUUUUUCUUUUUUUUUUAACACCAUUACAAACGACAUUCCGUUUUUCCUCCCCCCAUCGAAUGUGCUGAUUCUCUGAGAAAUAACGAGGACAUCUUCACUUGUUCUACGUGAUCUUGAUAAAUAAAACAAGAAAGUCAAGUCACA
Messenger RNA from Labrus mixtus (cuckoo wrasse), 1720 nucleotides. RefSeq names its product tripartite motif containing 13 (gene trim13). Gene Ontology annotation, biological process: positive regulation of canonical NF-kappaB signal transduction; positive regulation of macroautophagy; innate immune response. The record is from RefSeq and is a predicted model, not a curated record. The transcript has 2 exons. Gene Ontology annotation, molecular function: zinc ion binding. NCBI's taxonomy places the organism in Eukaryota, Metazoa, Chordata, Actinopteri, Labriformes, Labridae. Bases 121 to 1368 code for a protein of 415 amino acids.